Argentina anserina (silverweed cinquefoil) is the source of this 1126-nucleotide messenger RNA. Its product is annotated as E3 SUMO-protein ligase MMS21. Bases 164 to 931 code for a protein of 255 amino acids. The transcript has 7 exons. The record is from RefSeq and is a predicted model, not a curated record. Gene Ontology annotation, molecular function: zinc ion binding; SUMO ligase activity. Gene Ontology annotation, biological process: protein sumoylation; double-strand break repair via homologous recombination. NCBI's taxonomy places the organism in Eukaryota, Viridiplantae, Streptophyta, Magnoliopsida, Rosales, Rosaceae. Gene Ontology annotation, cellular component: nucleus; Smc5-Smc6 complex.
AGAUUUUUUUUAUUUUGUUAGAAAAGAUUAUCGUCGCAACACGUGUCUAGAACCGACCCCUCUUAUUAUUUCGACUCGCAAAACUCCCUCCAAAAGCAUCCUCACUCCACCCGCCAAUAGCCCAACCGGUUCGCCCAAAACCCUAAAUCCCCAAAUCCCCUCCAUGGCCUCCACCUCCGCUCGGACUCAUGGCCCCGCGGCUCGGAUCCGAACCUCCGCCACCACUUUCUACUCCGACAACCAGUCCCUCCUCGGCGAUAUCCGAAAAUCAUUCAAUGUUUUGAGAGAUGUUGCUGUUGAUAUGGAGAAAGCUAAUCAGUUUGACAAGGUGAAGGAGCUUGAAAAUGCUGCUGUCGAAUUGUUGGCUACUUGUGAUCAUUGUAUGCAUCUUUCCUCAGCAAUGCAAUCUGUUGGAGAUAACUAUGAACCUCCCCAAGAGCCCAGUCAACUUACUGAUUUUGAGAAGUUGCUCAAGAAUGAGGUUGCAAAGCAAAAGGCUAAAUCAUCUUCAACUACUGUGAACCAGUCUAUGCUUCGUCAAUUUCGAGAAGCCGUCUGGAAUGUUCAUCAUGCAGGACAGCCAAUGCCAGGUGACGACCAGGAGGACAUUGUAAUGACAAGUAAUGAUGGCAAUAUUCGGAAUACCACGUGCCCUCUUAGUGGGAAGCAUGUCACUGAGUUGGAAAAUCCAGUUCGCAGUGUUGACUGCAAGCAUAUAUAUCAAAGAAAGGAGAUUAUGCAUUACUUGCAGAUAAAGAGAGGACACGAACAUUGCCCUAUUGCUGGUUGUCCUAGGAUGUUGCAGGCGGACAAAUUGGUUUCUGAUCCGUUGCUAGCAAUUGAAAUUCAAGAAUUGCGUGAUAUGAUGAAGAACCAGACCGGAGAUACUAAUGCGAUAGAGGAUUUCACCAUGCUUGAUGAAGACUGCUAACUAUUCAAGGAUUUGAAACGUUGAAGACUAAUUUUCUAUGUUGAUGUGCCUUCCCUAAACUGAUUUUUGUAUAGUCUCCGGUUUAGGAGUUGCCGGCAGUUCGGUAUAUGCACAAACCUACUUAAUAAACUUCCUUGGAUUCCUCUCUAGUGUUUGGCAUGGUACAACUUCCAAUUUGUGUAUUUCUUGGAUGAA